Molecule: messenger RNA, 4394 nt
Organism: Gymnodraco acuticeps
Lineage: Eukaryota; Metazoa; Chordata; Actinopteri; Perciformes; Bathydraconidae
Gene: zranb1b
Product: zinc finger, RAN-binding domain containing 1b
Exons: 10
Coding region: 496-2589 (697 amino acids)
Biological process (GO): cell migration; protein deubiquitination involved in ubiquitin-dependent protein catabolic process; protein K33-linked deubiquitination
Cellular component (GO): cytoplasm; nucleus
Molecular function (GO): K63-linked polyubiquitin modification-dependent protein binding; cysteine-type deubiquitinase activity
Source: RefSeq, a predicted model, not a curated record
CCCCUGACUGUAACACGGCCCAGAGCUCUGUGCUCUCCCUCGUAGUGUAUUUUGUAGCUCUGCUUCGGUUGCUUCCCUUCCCCUGUGCCGCCAUUAAAGCCCGUCAGCUUCGUGUUUGGGAGUCGGGAGAAGCAUGAAGAUGAUUUAAAGCGUCAAAACAACCGAGCGAGGGGACGGGACUAGGGGGGAUUUGUUGUUCCGCGGUGUGUAUGGACCUUUAACUGCCAACUAAACGGCGCCCAAAUAAGUAAAUAUGCGGUUAGUGUCGUCCAAGUGAGAGGAGCCCGAGUCCGGAUUGGAGUGGGUUUCUCUGCCUUUGGGGGGGGCGAGGGGGCUCGCGGAAGCUCCAUUUGUUUUGGCUGCAGUGGUAAACCGAGGAGUGUAAACAUAGCAAAGCAAAGUGUACUGCUUGCUGUGUGAUCUCCUUAAGAGUGUGUCUGCCGAGCUGAGGAUCCCUCUGAGCGGCAGGAAGCCUCCCUCAGCGUCAGUGCGACGAUGACCGAGCUGGUUGCCAAGUGGCCCUGUGAAUACUGUACAUACGAGAACUGGCCGUCAGCCAUCAAGUGCACCAUGUGCCGCGCUCAGAGGCCCAGCGUGGGUGCUAUCAUCACUGAGGAGCCCUUCAAGAGCAGCCCCCCUCUGGAUGCCAGUCUGCACCAGUGGGACCCUGCAGGCCUCAGCAACAGCCCAACCCAGGGGGGAUCCAGCCUACUUAUUUGCCCAGACUCCAGUGCCCGACCCCGCGUUCGCAUUGCUGAUGUACCUGAGACUAGUAGCAAGUGGUCAUGCCACAUGUGCACCUACUUGAAUUGGCCUCGGGCCAUCCGCUGCACCCAGUGCCUGUGCCAGAGGCAACACGCUCAACACCAAAAGCAUGGGCAACACAGAGCCCAUCAGGGACAUAUCACCCAGCACCCUCGCAGCCCCACAGAAUCACCCCAGAGCUCAGGCUCCGGAUGCCGUCCUGCUCCCUCAGCCACCAUUACAGACCCCUGUGAGGAAUAUAAUGACCGCAACAGGCUCAACACUCAUGCACAACACUGGACCUGCACCGCCUGCACUUACGAGAACGGGGCCAAGGCACUUAAGUGUGUGGUGUGUGAUCACCCCAGGCCAAAUAGUAUGCUGGCUGAACCCAUUGAGCUAGCAUCAGAGCCUGAGAUUCACCAACCUUCCUCAAAACGUAAUGCACAGGAAAGGGACAACAGGAGGGGUGUCAUUGGGCAUAUGGUCGGGCAAGGAGUAGGGGGCGUGCUAGGGGGGGUAGUGGGUUGUAGCAGCAGCAGCCAAAGAAGGUCACCUCCAACCUCAAAAAGGGAGUCAGAGGUGAACAUGGACUUUCAGAGGAUUGAAGUGGCAUCAGGAGCUGGGAUUGGGAUUAAAGAGGAACUGGAGGUGGAUUUUAAAAAACUGAAGCAGAUUAAGAACCGGAUGAGAAGGACUGAUUGGCUCUUUCUCAAUGCCUGUGUUGGUGUUGUGGAAGGUGACCUGGCAGCUGUGGAGGCCUACAAGUCAUCGGGAGGUGACAUCGCACGGCAGCUAUCAUCAGACGAGGUGCGCCUAUUAAACCGCUCGUCUGCAUUUGAUGACGGCUUCACGCUGGUUCACCUAGCCAUCCGCUUCCAGAGACAGGACAUGCUGGCUGUGUUACUCACAGAGGUGUCCCAACAGGCAGCCAAGUGUAUCCCUGCCAUGGUGUGUCCUGAGCUCACGGAGCAGAUCCGCAGAGAGGUGGCAGCGUCUCUUCACCAGCGCAAGGGAGACUUCACCUGCUAUUUUCUCACUGACUUGGUGACCUUCACCCUGCCUGCAGACAUCGAAGACUUGCCCCCAGCAGUUCAGGAGAAGCUGUUUGAUGAGUUGCUCGACCGAGACGUACAAAAAGAGCUUGAAGAGGAGUCUCCCAUCAUCAACUGGUCCCUGGAGCUGGCCACCAGGUUGGACAGCCGGCUGUACGCCCUGUGGAACCGCACGGCCGGGGACUGUCUGCUGGACUCAGUGCUGCAGGCCACAUGGGGCAUCUACGACAAAGACUCAGUGCUCCGCAAGACCCUCCACGACAGCCUGCACGACUGCUCCCACUGGUUUUACACGCGCUGGAAGGAGUGGGAGUCGUGGUAUUCCCAGAGCUUCGGCCUGCACUUUUCCCUUCGGGAGGAACAGUGGCAGGAGGACUGGGCUUUCAUCCUUUCCCUGGCUAGUCAGCCUGGAUCCAGCUUGGAGCAGACCCACAUUUUUGUUCUUGCACACAUACUUCGUAGGCCUAUUAUCGUCUAUGGAGUGAAGUAUUACAAAAGUUUCCGUGGAGAGACGCUUGGGUACACCCGUUUUCAAGGUGUGUACCUGCCUCUUCUGUGGGAGCAGAGUUUCUGCUGGAAGAGCCCCAUCGCCCUGGGUUACACGCGGGGACACUUCUCAGCGCUGGUUGCCAUGGAGAACGACGGCUUCGACAAUCGCGGCGCGGGCGCCAACCUCAACACUGACGACGACGUCACCGUGACGUUCCUGCCGCUGGUGGACAGCGAGAGGAAGCUGCUUCACAUCCACUUCCUCUCAGCGCAGGAAAUCUCGGCAGACUGGCAACUUUAAAAGUAGCUCUCGGUUCAAAAAAGGUUGGGCACCCCUGCUCUACUAUCAAUGUGGCUCCCUGAUGGUGGUGUGUGUCCCCCUGCAGAUGGGGUAACGAGGAGCAGCAGGAGAAGCUGCUGCGGGAGUGGCUGGACUGCUGUGUGACGGAGGGGGGGGUGCUGGUGGCUCUUCAGAAGAGCUCACGACGUCGCAACCACCCUCUGGUCACCCAGAUGGUGGAGAAGUGGCUGGACGGGUACCGGCAGAUCCGCCCCUGCGCGUCUCUGUCUGACGGAGAGGAGGAGGAGGACGAUGAAGACGAGUGACAGAACUGAAGCGAGGCGAGGGAGGCGGUCUGCUGGGGGGGGGGCAGGACUCCUCCCUCUCCUCUGUCUUACAGUUUUUUUUUUCUUUCCUGACACGGACAAACUGUGAAAGCCUUCAGGAGAGGACAGGGAACCAAGCCCCCCCCCCCCCUCCCCCACUGACAGGAGACACUGCUGCUCUUCUAUCACACGCAGGCACUCGGACAGACACCUAAAAACACGUGCAACACUUUACUCUGAAAAUGCUGAGACUGACAAAUUGCUGCGAGACAAAGGUUUACGAAUGCAAACGACCUUUUGAUUUGUUUUUCAAAUGUAAAGGAAUAAAGGAUUCUCGAUCCAUAGAUGUAAAUGCAUGUGGUUGUUUUAAAAAGAGUAUAAGGAAAUAUACCAGCAUUUAUAUCUGUUCAGUGUGGGCACUGAGAAAAGCACACUUCCAAAUUGAUCUUUUUGAUGUUUCUUUUUCCAUUUUAAGACUUGGCUUGUUACGUUUUUUUUCUUCUGAAUGGGCAGGGACAAAGCCAAUAAAUAUUAUCUGUAGAAAACCAGAGAUUGUGUAAUACUAAAUGACUUUAAUCCUUAUUACUAAGCACUGCACAUUUAUUAAAAACAUUUCUAUAUAAAUACAGUAUCAUUGCUUGAAUUAAGGUCAUAUAUGAAGCUCUUGAAAAAAGGAGAUUUUCCCUUUACAAGUCAAAUCUACACUCAAUCUUCGCACACAAACAUUCAUGUUGGAUCUUUGGUUUACCUUUUUCAGACUGAUUGAAGUUGUGUGCGUGUGUGUGUUUUAUCUUCUCUGAAAUUACUCUACAUAUUUAUUGUUUGGAAACUUAUAUGAGCUACUAGGAUCUUUCUGUAUAUUUUCUUUCUCCUUUCUGUGGUUUUGUUAAUUAUUCUCUCUCUUGAUGAAGACACGUUGCACAGAAACACUGUUGCUGUGAGGAAAGAACCAAUCAUCACCAUCAGUGAGAAGUUUACUUGCGUUAUUGCGUGCGAUUUAGUAACUCAUCUGGAUGCCUAGAAUCUGGUGCUUUUCUUUUGGGCAGUCGAGUGUGAGACACAUUUAAUGUCAACGUAACAGUCACAGCGUUGUUUGUUAUUUCCUCUUUGUCCCUUUUUCCCUCAUAGCAUUUGUUGUCAAAGUCAUGGUACACGUCAGUUCACCUCCUGUUUGUUGUCCUCCUUUAAGUUUGUGAUUAAGGUCAUUGUGAGACUGCAACAUAUAAAACCAAAGCUGACAGAAGAAAAACAAGUUACUUUUUUUGCUGUGAAUGUUUUGCAUUUCGUUUUUUUUCCUGCCAUUGCGUACUGUAACCUCUUUCCUGUUUCAUUCAAACUCACGUUUUGAGCAGUACGUUGCUUUGUAUUUAUGCAAUAGUUGCAGUUGUGACUAUGAUGGUUUGUGGAUUUAGGCCUGACUUCACUAUACAGAGUGUAACGCAGUGAACGGCAACAUAAGGAAAAAAAAUAAAGGAAAACCUAUUUGAAUGUCCAACUAAA